Messenger RNA from Emys orbicularis (European pond turtle), 1134 nucleotides. RefSeq names its product tudor domain containing 10 (gene TDRD10). The record is from RefSeq and is a predicted model, not a curated record. The transcript is spliced from 12 exons. Lineage: Eukaryota; Metazoa; Chordata; Testudines; Emydidae. Bases 1 to 1134 code for a protein of 377 amino acids. Gene Ontology annotation, molecular function: RNA binding.
AUGACCACGGUGGUCCCUUCUGGCCUUGGGAUCUGUGAAUCUAGGCUCCGGGCAAGCAACAGCGGUGGCUGGGGUCCUCCCCAGCCCCACAAGCCGAAUGGGAAACCGGAGCAGCUCAAAUACUCAGGUGUCGUCAAGAAAAAGGAUUCGGAAGUUUAUGUCGGAAAUGUCCCGCCUGAAAUGAAGGAGGAGGACAUAUUGCUCCUGCUCAGGGACUUCCACCCGCAGCGUAUUAAAAGGUGCCAUUCCGGGUUGAGAAGCUAUGCCUUUGUAGAUCUCGGCUCCUCUGAGCAGGUGCAGGCCGCAAUCCAGCGCUUCAGCGGGCACCUCGUGAACGGACGUCGCCUGUUUCUGAGCCGCACGGGCGCAGGCAACGGGAGGAAGGACCCGGCUGGGACCCAGCGCACCGUGGAAAUGCCCGCUUUGGAGAGAGUCCCCAGAGGAGAGCUUGGUCUGAGCCAGGCAAAGGCAGAGAACCAAACCCUGCAGCCGGCACCUCCCGCUGCAGUGAGGCAGAUCUGUUACGCGGUUCCCAUGGAAAUGAGGGGUUCCUUCUUGGCCCUCAUGCUGAAAGACUGCUUUAAGGAUUUGAACUGGUUGGUGUCCAUUGGAAAGCUGCACGGAGAGGCGGGGCUGCUGGUGACGGAUGCUCUGCCACAGACCCCGUACUUCUGGGCCAUACACCUCACAGAGGAGAGUCACUCGAACAUGCACAGGCUGUUCUGCCAGCUGGCGGAAGAGGAAUCCAAGCAGCCCUACCUGACGAAGCAGGCGGUGCAGCGAGGGACCCGCUGCAUGGCAGAGUGCAUUCUGGGGGACGACGGCGCGGCAUGGAACAGGUGCUGGGUCUUGGAGAAAGUGGAAGAUCUUGCAGUGGUUCUCUUUGUGGACUUUGGCCGUUCGGCCACUGUCCCUCUGAACUCACUGCGGAAGCUGGAUGAAGACGUUUUCUGGGACAUAAAACCGCUGGCCCAGCCCUUCAUGUUCCAAAAAGAGAUGGUCUCUGCAAGACCCAUGGUCCGGCAAAUCCUGCAAGGGAAGGUGGUCGGCCCGUCUCGCCUGGAGCCUCACAUCCUGACAUUCACCUUCUGCGCCGAGGAGGAAGAGGAAGCCGGGGACCCUUGGGAGCUCUGA